Molecule: messenger RNA, 1907 nt
Organism: Tauraco erythrolophus (red-crested turaco)
Lineage: Eukaryota; Metazoa; Chordata; Aves; Musophagiformes; Musophagidae
Source: RefSeq, a predicted model, not a curated record
CUUGUUGUACAGGUUUUAGGGAACAAACCAGCGCUUCCCGAGUGCAGUGAUGAUGAUGAUGAGCUGGCUGAUAUUACAAACAGGAGAAGUGCUAAACUAUAUAUGGUGUCAGAUGCAAGCGGAUCUGUGAAGGUGUCCGUGGUAGCAGAGGAAAACCCCUUCUCCCAGGCCAUGCUUUUGUCUGAGGAGUGCUUCAUUUUGGACAAUGGUGCUGCAAGGAAGAUCUUUGUGUGGAAAGGCAAAAACGCUAACCCACAAGAGAGGAAGGCCGCCAUGAAGAAUGCUGAACAAUUCCUACAGCAGAUGAAUUAUCCUGCCAACACACAGAUUCAAGUCCUUCCUGAAGGAGGUGAAACGCCAAUUUUCAAACAAUUUUUCAAAGACUGGAAGGAUAAAGAUCAAAGUGAUGGCUUUGGCAAAGUAUAUGUCACAGAGAGAGUGGCUAAGAUUGAGCAGAUUGAAUUUGACGCUGCCAAGUUACACGAGUGUCCACAAAUGGCUGCCCAGCAUAACAUGGUAGAUGACGGUUCAGGGAAAGUAGAGAUCUGGCGUGUGGAAAGCAGCGGCAGAGUUCCUGUGGGACCUGAGACGUAUGGACAGUUCUACGGCGGUGACUGUUACAUUGUCCUCUACACUUACCCUAAAGGGCAGAUCAUCUACACAUGGCAGGGAGCCCAUGCUACAAAAGAUGAACUGACUGCCUCUGCAUUUCUGACAGUUCAGCUGGAUCGGUUAUUGAACGGUCAGGCUGUGCAGAUCCGAGUCAGCCAAGGCAAAGAGCCUGCACACUUACUGAGCUUGUUCAAGAGCAAACCACUUAUUAUCUACAAGGAUGGGACAUCCAAGCAGGAAGGUCAGAAACCUGCUCCACCCACACGACUCUUCCAGAUCCGCAGGAACCUGGCAGCCAUUACUAGGAUUGCGGAGGUUGAUGUUGAUGCAAUUUCACUAAACUCUAAUGAUGUCUUUGUUCUGAAACUGCCAAACAACUCUGGCUACACCUGGGUAGGAAAAGGAGCAAACAAAGAGGAGGAACAAGGAGCUCAAUACAUUGCCAGCGUUCUUAAAUGCCAGACCGCUAAGAUUAAUGAAGGCCAGGAACCCGAGGAAUUCUGGAAGGCGCUUGGAGGUAAAAAAAAAUAUCAGACUUCAUCACAACUGUUGACAAAGGGUGAAGAUCAUCCCCCUCGCCUGUAUGGUUGUUCUAAUAAGACUGGCAGAUUUAUUAUUGAGGAGGUCCCAGGAGAAUUCACUCAGGACGAUUUGGCUGAAGAUGACGUCAUGUUGCUGGAUGCUUGGGAGCAGGUUUUUGUCUGGAUUGGGAAGGAUGCUAAUGAAACUGAGCGAGAGGAAUCUGUUAAAUCUGCCAAACGCUAUAUUGAAACAGAUCCUUCUGGCAGAGAUAAGGGGACCCCCAUUGUAAUCGUGAAGCAGGGGCAUGAACCCCCAACAUUCACAGGCUGGUUCCUGGCUUGGGACUCUAACAAAUGGAAGAACUGAUCUAUCCAAGGAGGCUUCAGCUUCAAGCCAAAGAAUGAUCAGACCCCAGCUACUUUCUAGUAUUUUUAAGCAUAAGCUUGUGCAAUGAUAUGACGUAUCUAUUGUUACGCUUUCCCAAGCUUCAGUAUGUUUCUAUGAAUAACAUAGAAAUUCUUAGCACUGGAAAGGAUACAUGAUAAUUGUAAACUGGUCAAAUGGAGUGAGUGGGGCUUUUCAUAUAGUAAAUAUGGAAAGUGCUACCAAUACUUUCUUUAAUCUAUUGAUUCUUCAAACAGAAGCUGCGGAUCAGUUUAUUUUAAUGUGCUAAAAUGGGCCAAAUUUUGCCUUCACUUAAAAAUCCAAACUAAUGCCACAGAAAUUCCUUUAGAUUAAGGUCAGCAUAAUAUUGUGCAGAAUUUGGCCUGAUG